Molecule: messenger RNA, 1368 nt
Organism: Dissoconium aciculare CBS 342.82
Lineage: Eukaryota; Fungi; Ascomycota; Dothideomycetes; Mycosphaerellales; Dissoconiaceae
Product: Bud-site selection protein
Exons: 2
Coding region: 1-1368 (455 amino acids)
Biological process (GO): maturation of SSU-rRNA
Cellular component (GO): 90S preribosome; nucleus
Source: RefSeq, a predicted model, not a curated record
AUGUCCAAAAGGAAAAGGAGCACCGAAGAUCUAGAAAAGUCGACAAGCCACGUCCCCGACAUUCGCAAACAGCGCCGUAUAUUAUAUGCUUUCUCCCAGGGCGCACAUCAGCUUGCGCAGGCGUUCAAGCUUGCGAAAGGCUUCGAGCGACAAAAGUUAGGUCGCCGGAGAAAAGAUGCAGAGGCGCAGAAGGACUAUCGGGGUAUGCGCAGGAUCGACGAGGAGGUCGCAGCAUUGAAGGCGAUCGACGCAAACGUCGCAGCGAAGCAGUACAUUGCGAAGAACUUGAUCAAGAUCAAAGCCGUGAUCACAAAUCCUGACCUGCCGCCCGACAUUGGCAAACCAGCUGCACCGUCCACAGAUCCUGCGGUCUUAAAUGUCACCGCAAGGCUAUGCAGUUCUACACCGGUCAGGAAUGCGCUCCCCACCGCCAUGAAAGAAGUCAAGAGUGAAUUAGGGAUAGGAACCGAUGAUCUACGACCGGGCAAGAAGAAGCGAUUACGAGCAAAGGACUAUCAGAAUGGAGACGCGGAGAAUUCGGCCGAAGGACAAGAGGACGAAGUAGACGCAGAUGCGGCGGCGAAGCUGAGAAAUGCUCUGGGGCUAGGUGCUCAGAGACCGGACAGUGAAAGCGGCGACUCUGACGACGACGGUGUCAUUUCCGACGAUGAAGAGGAUGGCUCUGGCCGGUAUCGCAGCCGACUGGCCUUCUCGGACGAGGACGAGGACGAUGACCAGGACGAGGAUGAGGAUGAGGAACUUGGGUCUGAUAUCGAGGCGAUAGAGCGACGGCUCGAGGCAGAAGGCAUUGGCAGAAAGAAACCACGAGAGGAGCGCAGAUACGACGCCGAGUCCGACCUCGAGCUGUCAGACGAUGAAUCUGAGGCAGACAUACCGGUGCCACGCAAGGUCGCGGCUCCCAACAAAUCGGCCUUCAUGCCCUCACUCACGCUCGGCGGCUACAUUUCCGGCAGUGGCUCUGACAUCGACGACGCGGCUGCGCUCGCACCACGGAAGAAUCGACGAGGGCAGCGUGCGCGUCAACAGAUAUGGGAGAAGAAAUUCGGCGUCACAGCGAAGCAUCUACAAAAGCCCGCAGGCAAUGCACGAUGGGACCCGAAGCGUGGAGCGACGGACAGGAAUGUCAGAGGCGGUCGGCAGCCCAUGGGCCGUGGCGGACCGGUCAGGAGACCUAAUGAACGGGGUUCUGGGGAUAGAACUGCACACGCAAAGGGCUCAAGUGAAACAAAGAAGCCCAAGCGGGAUGAUACUGGCCCAUUGCAUCCCAGUUGGGAGGCCGCCAAGAGGGCGAAAGAAAAGAAAAGCGUGCCUGUGGCCUUUCAGGGAAAGAAGAUCAGUUUUGAUUAG